Coffea eugenioides is the source of this 1302-nucleotide messenger RNA. RefSeq lists its product as uncharacterized. The record is from RefSeq and is a predicted model, not a curated record. Bases 1 to 1302 code for a protein of 433 amino acids. The transcript is spliced from 2 exons. Lineage: Eukaryota; Viridiplantae; Streptophyta; Magnoliopsida; Gentianales; Rubiaceae.
AUGGAGACUAAGCCUGCCUGGGAGCUUUCGAUAGAGAAGCUAGCCAAUGCUACAAAUGAUAAAAUUGAUAGGUUAGCGAGUGCAACUUCCGAGAGAUUUGAGAGGAUUGAGGGAAGAUUGGACCAACUUACUAUAAUGUUUAGAAAUGUUGAGAUCCAAAUUGAGGAUCCUAACCUUGGUGUGUCUUGUGAGAAUAAGGAAGAUGGAAAGAGUGAAAAAAGAGAAAUUAACAAGGAGAAAGAUUACAUAAUUAUUGAUGUGGAUUUACCUAUUUCUAAAGUUUCUCCUAAUGUUAAUACUAAUAUUUCCAUUCCCUUUCCUCAUAAGUUUAAGCAAGCGAAGCAACAGAGGGAGUUUGAUAAAUUUUUGAAGAUUUUCAAGCAACUACAUAUUAAUAUUCCUCUUCUUGAUGGUAUUAUGCAGAUUUCUUCCUAUGCUCGAUUUUUAAAGGAUCUUAUAUCCAAGAAAAGGAAGCUUGUGGAUAAUGAGAUAAUUGCAUUAACAAAGAAAUGUAGUACAGUCAUUCAAAACAAGCUCCCUCCUAAAUUGAAGGACCCUAGUAGUUUUUCUAUACCUUGCACUAUUGGCAAUAUUGAUUUCUCAAAUACUGUAUGUGAUUUAGGUGCAAGUGUAUCUUUGAUCCCUUUAUCUAUUGCCAGAAAAUUGGGGUUAAUUGAACUAAAAGCUACUAAUAUUACAUUGCAGUUGGCGGAUAGAACAAUCAAAUAUCCCAUAGGUGUAUUAGAAAAUGUGCUCAUGAAAAUUGAAAAUUUUGUUAUACCUAUAGAUUUUGUUGUCCUAAAUAUAAAGGAAGAUGUAAGCACACCUAUAAUAUUAGGUAGACCAUUUCUUGCCACUGCUGGUACAAUAAUUGAUGUACAAGAAGGUAAACUUUUAUUUAGAGUGAAUGGUGAAACUGUGAUUUUUAAUGUGUCUAAUGAAAAGUGCAUUCGCUCUACUAACUCUAGUUUAGAGGAUUCACAGGUGACUAUGACCACUCAUGAAAUGGAGCAAAAAGAAGAAGGAAGCACUCCUUGUCAUCAUGAGAAGCAUGAUCAAACUAUGAAGGGAUCAAGGCAUGACAUUUUUAUCAAGAAAAUUGAGAACUUUUCUCCAUUUGAUAAAGUCAAAGGUGAAACAUUGAGUAAAAUUGAGAAGGGUAUGAAUUUCCAACCAUACAAUAUUGAUGAAUAUUAUUUUGAUCAAACUAACAAUCAUCCUAGACCUUUGAUAUUGUUAGAUAAAGGAGAACAAUGCCCUGCUCAUCACAAGGAGAGAUGGUUUGGGAACUUUAAUCCCUAG